Cyphellophora attinorum is the source of this 534-nucleotide messenger RNA. Its product is annotated as Ankyrin repeat-containing protein. Bases 1 to 534 code for a protein of 177 amino acids. The transcript has 2 exons. NCBI's taxonomy places the organism in Eukaryota, Fungi, Ascomycota, Eurotiomycetes, Chaetothyriales, Cyphellophoraceae. The record is from RefSeq and is a predicted model, not a curated record. Gene Ontology annotation, molecular function: protein binding.
AUGGCGGAAGUAGACGGCGCCUCGCCGAAAGAGCAGAUCCUCGAGGCAUGCCGCAGAGACAAUGUCGAUCUGUUCAACGAGGUCCUGGCGACUGCGUCCAAAGGCACGUCAAAGGAGAAGGUUGCAGAAUUCUUCAACUCUGUGACAGACACGAUGGGAAACCAUUUGCUGCACGUUUGUGCAAGCUACGGAUCAUACGAUGUAAUGGAUGAACUGCUCAACGUCGAGUACCUAGAAUGCGACCCUCUUACGAGACGAGACCGUGAAACACCGAUCCACAGCGCCGUCAAGUACGCGAACGAGCGAGAAGUCGAGCUGGGCACAGCGAUGGCCAAGAUGCUCAUAGAUGCUGGGGGCGAUCCACGCGUGAAGGACUCGCAUGGCAGAAAAGCGGCCGAGCUCUGCACGCCACGGACGGAGGAGUUGAAACAAGCACUGCGGGAUGCUGAAUAUGUGAUGAACGAGGGUCUGAAGGGCGCGCAAGCUGAUGACGACGAUGAUGGACCAACUGGUAGUGCCUCCGAUUCGGAUUGA